UCAAAGGGUCUGCUUUGGUUCCUUCACCAAGCAAAGGGUUCCUUCCAAUUUUCCCACAAAAGAGACUACUGAAGAAGUAGCAGUUUGGUUUUGAUAUGCUUAGGAGACACCUAAAUUGGAUGUGAAUUCGAGCCGAAUUCGAUGGUUUGUGAAAUGGAGAUCGUUAAUAUUGAAGAAAUGGCAAUGGAGAUGGAGGAAGUUCUGCCUUCUAUGUGGCCUGAGGAUAUAGAUUCCGAUAAGCAAUUCAACAUCGAAAAGCCAGGACAAGAUCAAGACAUGUUGGAGGAGGUAACAUUGAAAGAGAAACCGACUAACGUGGAUUUCAAGCGGCUCUUUGAGCUAACCAAGAACACAGAUACAGGCUCUUCCCAAUUGGCAAACCUUGUAAAGCACUGGGAAUACAAGCAGGCGAAUGUCGUGCGCCUUCUGCAAGAAGAACUUGACAUACUCAGCAAGCAAAAACAGGAAGUUGAGCUCAAGAAAUUAGAGAUAUUGGAAGAGCACCGUUUCGAGUCAGAGAACUACGGCGGUGACAAACGCCCCAUUUCCAUUUUGGACGAAGUGUAUCAGUUAUGGGCGCCAGAUGUUCCUCUAAAGAAGCUUGAUGUUGUUGUGGAGAGUAAGAGAGUCGAGACAGAAGCCGAGUACGACAGUGUUGUGUACUGGAAACAAAGGGCUAUGAAUUUGGAGAAGUUGUUGGAGGCAAGUGUUGUGAGAGAGCAGAUUCUGGUCGAACAAUUGCAGGAAAGCAUUAAGAGUAUUGAAAGACAGUCAUCGCCGGUUGAAGAAUUGUCUGAGAUUCUGAAAAGAGCAGAUAAUUUCUUGCAUUUUGUACUUCAAAAUGCACCUGUUGUUAUUGGUCAUCAGGAUAAAGAAUUGCGGUAUCGCUUUAUCUACAAUCACUUCCCAAGUCUGGGAGAGCAAGAUAUUAUAGGGAAAACAGAUGUUGAGAUUUUCACUGGGGCUGGAGUUAAGGAAUCUCAAGACUUCAAGAGAGAGGUUCUGGAAAAAGGGAUACCGGCGAAAAGGGAGAUUACAUUUGAGACUGAAUUAUUUGGUUCAAAGACGUUUCUGAUAUAUGUGGAACCUGUUUUCAACAAGGCAGGGGAGACAAUUGGUAUAAAUUAUAUGGGGAUGGAGGUGUCUGAUCAGGUGAGGAAAAGAGAGAAGAUGGCAAAGCUUCGUGAGGAAAUAGCUGUCCAAAAGGCCAAGGAAACAGAGCUAAACAAGACAAUUCACAUAACGGAGGAGACAAUGCGAGCAAAACAGAUGCUGGCAACAAUGUCUCAUGAGAUACGGUCUCCUCUUUCUGGGGUUGUCAGCAUGGCCGAGAUUCUUACCACCACGAAACUUGACCGCGAGCAACGGCAGCUGUUAGAAGUCAUGUUAUCUUCAGGAGAUUUGGUCCUCCAACUGAUAAAUGACAUCCUUGACCUUUCCAAGGUUGAGUCAGGAGUGAUGAAGUUGGAGGCUACAAAGUUCCGGCCAAGACAGGUGGUUAAGCAUGUACUACAGACUGCGGCAGCAUCAUUACAGAAAGUUUUGACCUUGGAAGGACAUAUUAUGGAGGAAGUUCCUGUGGAGGUCAUUGGAGAUGUUUUAAGGAUUCGUCAAAUCCUAACCAACUUGAUCAGUAAUGCAAUCAAGUUUACUCAUGAAGGAAAAGUUGGGAUUAAACUUUACAUGGUAGAGGAUCCAACUUCUGGAUUUAAGAGCGAGGCCUCAAUGAAUGGAGAUAAAGAAGGGGAACCUCAUUCAUCUGAAACAAAAACAGUGUGGUUACGAUGUGAUGUGUAUGACACAGGAAUUGGAAUACCAGAAAAUGCUUUGCCGACCCUUUUUAAAAGAUACAUGCAAGUGAGUGCUGAUCAUGCUCGAAAAUAUGGCGGGACAGGAUUAGGACUAGCAAUAUGCAAACAAUUGGUUGAACUAAUGGGGGGACAACUCACCGUGUCUAGCCGAGUAAACUGUGGCUCAACAUUCACAUUCGUAUUACCUUACAAGGUUUCAACAUCGUCUGAAAAUUCUGAUGAUCCUGAUGAGUUAACGGAUAUGGAUGAUGCUGUAACUGAUGAUGAAGUAGCUGAGAGCUACUUCCAGUUCCAACCACGCACUUUGGGUUCUCUGUUCUCUUCUAAUAGCACCAGCAGGACUCAAAAACUGCUACCACAUAAGCUCAAUGGAUUGUCACAAAAUGCAUACUCGUUUCCAUAUAAUAACAUCAGGCCAGAGGAGACAGCUUCAGUUGAAAAUUGCUGUUCAACAGUUGAUGAUGUCGCUGAGACAUUAUCAGAACCAGAGAGUUCAGUGAGUCACACCUCAAAUUCUAAAUGCAAAACUCCAGCUGGUAGAGACAGAAAAGGUCAAGAUGACUCAAACAGUCAAUCUCAAAAUUCUUCAUCAGAUUCAAAUCAACAUAUAGAGGCAAGUAGACACAAUGGUGUUGUAGCAAAGACAAGAGAACCACAAGGAACGUGUAAGAGACAAGAGAAACCAGAUGCAGACUCCGAAUGUAGCUCUGGCAACAGUUCGAAGAUACCUAAAUCAACCUCAAAACCUAAGAUCCUUCUUGUUGAAGAUAACAAGAUCAACAUCAUGGUGGCACAGUCGAUGAUGAAGCAGUUAGGCCAAAGCAUAGAGGUUGUGAACAACGGAGCUGAAGCUGUCCGCGCAGUUCAGCGCUAUAGAUAUGAUCUCAUUCUUAUGGAUGUUCAUAUGCCAGUUAUGGACGGUCUACAAGCUACAAGAAUAAUACGCUCUUUCGAAGAAACUGGCAACUGGGAAGCUGCAGAGAAAGCUGGAAUUGAGCAAUCUGUGCCUUGUUCAAAUACACUACAAAACGGCCAUGGACCUUGUGGAAAGCGAAUCCCAAUCAUUGCGAUGACAGCAAAUGCAUUUUCAGAGAGCGCAGAGGAGUGUUUUGCAAAUGGGAUGGACUCGUUUGUGCCCAAACCAGUAACGUGUCAAAAACUGAAAGAGAGGCUUGAACAAUAUCUCCCAGAUUGCAACCUAGUGUAA
Fragaria vesca subsp. vesca is the source of this 3018-nucleotide messenger RNA. RefSeq names its product histidine kinase 5-like. Gene Ontology annotation, biological process: phosphorelay signal transduction system; protein autophosphorylation. Gene Ontology annotation, molecular function: histidine phosphotransfer kinase activity; phosphorelay sensor kinase activity. Bases 142 to 3018 code for a protein of 958 amino acids. The transcript has 13 exons. Lineage: Eukaryota; Viridiplantae; Streptophyta; Magnoliopsida; Rosales; Rosaceae. The record is from RefSeq and is a predicted model, not a curated record.